Messenger RNA from Sitodiplosis mosellana (orange wheat blossom midge), 4597 nucleotides. RefSeq names its product unconventional myosin ID (gene Myo31DF). Bases 1216 to 4245 code for a protein of 1009 amino acids. The transcript has 9 exons. The record is from RefSeq and is a predicted model, not a curated record. Gene Ontology annotation, biological process: vesicle transport along actin filament; actin filament organization. Gene Ontology annotation, molecular function: microfilament motor activity; actin filament binding; ATP binding. Gene Ontology annotation, cellular component: microvillus; myosin complex; vesicle. Lineage: Eukaryota; Metazoa; Arthropoda; Insecta; Diptera; Cecidomyiidae.
ACACCAGCGGCGGCAUAGUAACAAACAGUUAACGUGUAUGUUUGUAUGGGUAUGCAUGUGUUUGGUUGUGUCUCUAUACGAUUACUCUUUCGAAGUGAAGCGGUUCAUUGUCAUCAUCAUCAGUCGUUUGUUGUUCGCUGGCUAAAUCGUAUGGUCGUUUGGCAUCGUGUGAGUUUUUUCAAAGAAAGAAUCGGAAAUUCUUUCGAUUUGCAAAUACAAUGGAAUAAAUAAUUCAAAAAUCGAAAAAAACAAAACAAAUUACAAUUAGUGACACACAUUGCCAUUUAGAUAAUUCAACUGCCAAAACAAAUUGUUGAAUAAAAAAAAGUUGCGUUUUUUUUUAUUGUUUAAAUACAAAAAUGUUAAGAUAUUCGUUGAAAUUGCUGAGCAUUCGAAAUUAUUCAAAUACUGAAUUUAUUCAUCCGAGUCACCUUGAAACGGUGAAUGUAUAAAAGGAAAGAAAAAGAACGAAUUUCGAUGUUGGAAUUAAGUUCAGGCCAAUUGUCCAAGUGAAAAAAAAAUGAGUGUACCAUAAAUCAUACGAUUGUAAAGAGAAAAGAACUAGUACAAGCAACGAUCUACAUAUAUUCCAAUAAGAAGUUUAAGUUCAAGUUGAGCUCUCUGGCAUUUGACUCGCUGUGCUAAACGUGUUGUGUGCUACAUUCAGUAAAUCCGUAUGUGCCUUUGUAUUAAAAAAAAUAAGUCUCUCUUUGCUUGAUGAUCUACGUGAAAUGCUCGAUGUACCAACUUUAGUGCCGAAGAAAAAAAUAACGAAAAAAAAUAAGACGAAUCGGGCACACAUAAGUAACCAACGAAACGAUUCGUCAGGCCGUUCGUGUACAUAGUCAUUACCUUUUAUUCAUAUUUACAUUUGAAAAAAAAAACAGAGAGAGACACGACGAUUUCAAUAGCAUAUUAUUUGAUCGGUUGCUUUAUUUGCAUAUAUCGAUUCGAUUUCAUUUCGAUUCUUUGACUCGAUCUGUAUGUGUGGUGUCAGUGACACUUUGGUGCUUUCGAAAUUCAUCACUUAUACCUUAAAAAUAUACACACACCGAAAAUAGAAAUCAAUGCAAAGCAGAACUAUUGCGUUACAAAGUUAAUCUGAAAACCUCGCAUCAAAGAGAUUUUAUAACAGCGAAGACUUAAAAGUAGCAGUUUUUCUUCGGAACAAAAAAAAAAGCAAAUUGGAAAAAAAAACACGAAGCAACAACCAAAAUGGCACAACAAACAGAAGUUGGCGUUCAAGAUUUCGUUUUGUUGGACGAAGUCACGUUGGAGAAAUUCAUGGAAAAUCUGCAUAAGCGGUUUCAAGCGGGCAAAAUAUAUACGUACAUCGGAGAAGUAUGCGUUUCCGUGAAUCCAUACCGUCAAAUGAAUAUUUAUGGACCUGACAAUGUCAAUAAAUACAAGGGUCGUGAACUCUUUGAGAAUUCACCGCAUAUUUUUGCCGUUGCUGAUUCAGCAUACCGAACGCUAAAGCAACGCAAUCGCGAUACAUGCAUUAUGAUAUCCGGUGAAAGUGGCGCCGGCAAGACUGAAGCCUCAAAAAUAAUUAUGAAAUAUAUAGCGGCCGUUACGAAUACCGUUGGCCACAAUGAGAUUGAACGUGUUAAAAAUGUUCUCAUUCAAAGCAAUGCCAUACUGGAAACAUUCGGAAAUGCCAAGACAAACCGGAACGAUAAUUCAAGUCGAUUCGGUAAAUACAUGGACAUUGAAUUUGAUUUCAAAGCAGAUCCAGUUGGUGGUGUGAUUACAAACUAUUUGCUGGAAAAAUCGAGAGUCAUUCAACAACAGCCGGGAGAGAGGAAUUUUCAUAGUUUCUAUCAGCUGCUCCGUGGAUGUUCGGAUAAUGAUUUGAGAAAAUACGGUUUGGUUCGCGAUUAUUCAAAAUACAACUACACACUACAGGGCAGUGAUGAGAUUUUGUCCGAGACUCAGGACUAUAAAGCGACCAUGAGUGCCUUCCGUACGCUGGGCUUUUCUCCCGACGAAAUUUGCUCGAUUUGGCAAAUUGUUGCAGCAAUAUUGCACUUGGGCAAUAUUGCAUUUGAAACUGACGAAGAGAACAUUGUGAUUAAGAAAAAGGAUGCCUUACGACAAGUGGCUCAAUUGCUAAAAGUCACCGAGGACGAGCUGAUGAAAUCAUUGACGCAACGUGUUAUAGCUGCCCGUGGAGAUGUUAUGAUGAAAUCUCAUAAUACAAUACAGGCGGAAUACGGUCGAGAUGCACUGGCAAAGGCAAUCUACGAUCGUCUAUUCACAUGGAUCAUUCAGCGCAUAAAUAAAACGAUUCUAGUACCUGGAACCACGGUUCAUAAGCGAUUCAACAAAGUGAUUGGCGUACUUGAUAUUUACGGUUUCGAGGUAUUCGAUUCUAAUGGCUUUGAACAAUUCUGCAUUAAUUAUUGCAACGAAAAACUGCAACAACUUUUCAUUGAGCUUGUACUUAAGCAAGAGCAAGAGGAGUAUCAACGAGAAGGGAUUGCUUGGACAAAUAUUGACUACUUUAACAAUCAGAUAAUUUGUGAAUUGGUUGAGCAACAGCACAAGGGGAUAAUAUCAAUAAUGGACGAAGCAUGUUUGACGGUGGGCAAUGUGACAGAUGAAACGUUGCUCGAGGCAAUGGACAAAAAAUUGGCUAAACAUCCACACUACUCCAGUCGACAACUGAAACCAAUGGACAAAGAGCUCAAGCACAAAACGGAUUUCCGAAUCACUCACUACGCAGGCGAUGUUAAAUACGAUAUCACCGGAUUCAUUGAGAAAAACAAAGACACAUUGUAUCAAGAUUUCAAGCGAUUGUUAUACCAUUCAAAAGAUACGAAUCUGUCAUCGAUGUGGCCAGAAGGCGCUCAAGAUAUAACAAAAACGACAAAACGUCCAUUGACCGCUGGUACAUUAUUUCAGAAAUCCAUGGUUGACUUGGUGGACACACUUCAAAACCAAGAACCAUUCUAUGUGCGCUGUAUCAAACCAAAUGACAAUAAAGUGGCGACACUUUUCGAUACGGUACGUGUUGAGCAUCAAGUGCGUUAUUUGGGACUCAUUGAGAAUGUACGUGUGCGACGUGCUGGAUUUGUACAUCGUCAACGGUAUGAUAAAUUCUUGCUCCGUUAUAAGAUGAUCAGCGAGUACACGUGGCCCAAUUUCCGCGGCACUCCAAAGGAAGGGGUUGAGGUUUUGAUGGAUGUGCACAAUUUCAAAGACGAUGUAAAAUUCGGACGCACGAAACUUUUCAUUCGAUCGCCAAAAACCCUGUUCGCAUUGGAGCAUAAGCGAAACGAAAUGAUUCCGGUGAUUGUGACAUUUUUGCAAAAGCAAGUUCGCGGUUGGAUUGCUCGCCAGCAAUUCAAACGAAUGGUGGCUGCUGUUACCAUUAUGAGAUAUUAUAGCCAGUACAAGAAGCGAAAGUACAUGGAGGAACUCGCCCAGAAAUUCCGACAUGCAAAGAAUAUGAAAGAUUACGGAAAACAUAUUAUGUGGCCACAACCAUCAUUGGCAAUGCGCCGAGCCGAACCUGGACUCAAAAUGCUGUAUAAUAAAUGGCGCGCAUCGAUGCUACUACGCAAAUUCCCACGCUCCGAAUGGGCUCAACUACGUUUGCAGGUUGUUGCUGCCAGUGCGUUGAAACAACGACGCAAAUUCUGGGGCCAAUCUCGCCGUUGGCUCGGCAACUAUCUGACCAAUCCAACCGAAAAUACCAACUAUUCACAUUAUAAUGCCAGUAUUAAUAAUAUGCGAAAUUCGGACAAUCAUUUUACAAAAGUGUUAUUUUCGUCAUUUGUGAAAAAAUUCAAUCGCAACAACAAGAGUGCUGACCGCGCUCUUAUUUUAACCGAAACAACCGUAUACAAAUUGGACGGCUAUAAAAACAAAUUCAAAAAUAUGUCGCGAACCAUUGAAAUUAAAGAUUUGCUAGGAAUUAGCGUGAGUCCAGGAAAAGACCAACUGAUUGUGUUCCUCUCGCCGAAGGAGAAUGACUUGGUGGUGGCUUUACAGGGAGAAGAUAACUCAUUGAAAGAGGACCGAAUCGGCGAAUUGGUAGCACUCGUUGCAAAACGAUUCUUUGAGAUCAACCGAGCUGAUAUUCCCGUAUUCGUGGGAUCAACAAUUUCGUGUAAAUUAGGGCAAAAGCCACGAACCAUAACCAUCGAAGGUGUCACUGGCAUUGAGCAACCGAUAUUCAAACAUUCAGGCAAUACAAUCAUCUUUGAAGUUCCAUCUGCUUAUUGUAAUUCUAUUUAAAUUGUAUUUUUUCUUCUGUAUAAAUGAGACGCAACCUGUCACAUUUGAAUUUUUUUUACAACGAAUUUGAAACUACGAAUAGUCAAUAGUCCGUUCAACUAUUGAAACAAACGAACACAACUACACAAAACAAAUUAUCCUAUUCAAUUAAUGCUUUACAUUUUUUUUCUUCGUUUUUUAAGUUAAUGUAUAAAUCAGCAACAAUUGUGAGAAUUUGAAAUAAAGUUUAGCAGAUGAACAUUUUUAAAUUUAUUAAUAUUGCUACAUCGAAAUCUAAUUGUACUUAAAUAUUCUAUUUAAGAGAUACAAAACAAUGAUAAAAAAAUAAAUAAAUCGUGUAUUCAAAUUGAAA